CUUUACUUCCUGCCCUUUGAAUCAACCGAGCUUCCUGCCUUCACUUGAUGCAUCUUCAGCAUCCUGAAGCACGUGAACAAUCCGACCUCGGUCCUCUCGCCUCGAGUCUCCCUGCCACAGAGGGCAUCGACAUCAUCUCCCCCUUCUUCAGCCUGUCGAAGCGUCUUUCCUGACGUUCGGACGACCUCGCAGGUCUUCCCAAGACAUAACACCGACUCAUCAUGGCGACCAUUCCAAAACCAGGCCCGGCCACGUUAAGGCCUGGCGCCAGUCUGGACGAAUGGCUGGAGGAAGCCAAGCAAUGUCACUAUCUGCCCGAGUCUGUCAUGAAGCAGCUCUGUGAGAUGGUCAAGGAGGUGCUCAUGGAGGAGUCGAACAUACAGCCCGUCGUGACGCCCGUCACGAUAUGUGGUGACAUCCAUGGCCAGUUCUACGAUCUGCUCGAGCUAUUUAGGGUCGCCGGCGGGAUGCCUGGUGAGACCAAUGUCCAGGCGCCCCAGACAGCCACGACCGUCAUAACGUCUGAUGACCUCGAACCCCCAACCGAGAUCACAAACCCCAAAUUAAAGAAGAAGAUAAAGAAUGCUGGGAUCCCUGGGGAUGCAGGAGGCGAUGCAGAGGAUGACGGCCCCAACACGUCCACCGAGAGCAUCGAGAAAACGGCAACCCCAGGCUCUCCUAGUGCUGCGACGGGCGAGUCGCAGUCGGCCGAUACUCGAUUCGUGUUUCUCGGAGACUUUGUCGACCGAGGAUAUUUCAGUCUGGAGACUUUUACACUGUUGAUGUGUCUCAAGGCAAAGUAUCCCGAUCGCAUAGUGCUCGUCCGAGGCAACCAUGAGUCCCGGCAGAUCACCCAAGUCUACGGCUUCUACGAGGAAUGCCAGACCAAGUACGGCAACGCAUCGGUCUGGAAGGCCUGCUGUCAAGUGUUUGACUUCCUCGUUCUCGCAGCCAUCGUCGAUGGAACGGUUUUGUGCGUGCAUGGUGGCCUCAGCCCCGAGAUCCGGACUAUCGAUCAGAUUCGGGUCGUCGCUCGGGCGCAGGAGAUUCCCCAUGAGGGUGCGUUCUGUGACUUGGUAUGGAGCGAUCCUGAGGAUAUCGACACCUGGGCAGUGAGUCCCCGCGGGGCGGGCUGGCUCUUUGGUGAUAAAGUCGCCACUGAGUUCAAUCAUGUCAACGGUCUAAAGACCAUUGCAAGAGCCCACCAGCUGGUCAAUGAGGGCUACAAGUUUCACUUCCCGGAGAAGUCUGUUGUGACGGUGUGGUCUGCUCCCAACUAUUGCUAUAGGUGUGGCAACGUGGCCUCGAUCAUGACAGUCGACAAGACCCUGGAGACCAAGUUCAGCAUCUUCUCAGCCGUCCCCGACGACCAGCGGCACGUCCCAGCAGGUCGCCGAGGACCAAGCGACUACUUCUUAUAGGCGUUGCGCGUAGUUUCUCACGACUCCAUUCCUCUCGGCUGCUGUAGAUACUAGAUGCAAGGGUUCCAUGACAUCGCGGAAGGCGUUUUUUUUUACGGAUACAGUGGUGUCUCAUAUCAAAGACACGUAUUGUAUAAUUAGGGUGGAAAGGUCCUACCAUGGCUGCUGCAUUUGAUACCCCCUCGUUUGGAAGAGGGCACCACG
Molecule: messenger RNA, 1625 nt
Organism: Cryphonectria parasitica EP155
Lineage: Eukaryota; Fungi; Ascomycota; Sordariomycetes; Diaporthales; Cryphonectriaceae
Product: Metallo-dependent phosphatase
Exons: 5
Coding region: 222-1421 (399 amino acids)
Biological process (GO): G1/S transition of mitotic cell cycle; peptidyl-serine dephosphorylation
Cellular component (GO): cytoplasm
Molecular function (GO): protein serine/threonine phosphatase activity
Source: RefSeq, a predicted model, not a curated record